Messenger RNA from Herpailurus yagouaroundi (jaguarundi), 2969 nucleotides. It is a transcript of the gene N4BP2L1, whose product is annotated as NEDD4 binding protein 2 like 1. NCBI's taxonomy places the organism in Eukaryota, Metazoa, Chordata, Mammalia, Carnivora, Felidae. The coding region runs from base 229 to 963 and encodes 244 amino acids. The record is from RefSeq and is a predicted model, not a curated record. The transcript has 5 exons.
CGUCACUCAGGUUUUCCUGGCUGCCAGUCUCCCAGCGUCCCCAGCUUUCCAGGUAGGGACGCCCCCUCCCACGCAGCGCGGUUCGGUCGGGUGGGAAGGAGGGGCUGGCCUCCGAGCGCCCGCCCCUCCAUCUAUCACAUGGCCGGAGAGCCACAAAAACAACAGCUUUGGCCAAGACCGUGACUUCAGGAAAGGAAACCCGGGGCUCUCGCAGCCGGCCCCCACCCCAUGGAGGAGAGUUUUCUUGAAUCCUUUGGGAGGCUGAGCCUCCAGCAGCAGCAGCAGCAGCAGCAACCUCGGCCGCCGGCCCCGCCGCCCCCGCGUGGGACACCUCCGCGCCGCCACAGCUUUAGGAAACAUCUCUACCUCCUGCGAGGCCUCCCGGGCUCGGGGAAAACUACACUGGCCAGACAAUUGCAACACGACUUUCCCAGGGCUCUGAUUUUCAGCACGGAUGAUUUUUUCUUCAGGGAAGACGGUGCCUAUGAGUUCAAUCCUGACUUCCUGGAGGAAGCACAUGAAUGGAACCAGAAAAGAGCCAGAAAAGCAAUGAGGAAUGGCAUAUCCCCCAUUAUUAUUGAUAAUACCAACCUCCACGCCUGGGAAAUGAAGCCCUAUGCAGUCAUGGCACUUGAAAAUAACUAUGAAGUUAUAUUCCGAGAACCUGACACUCGCUGGAAAUUCAACGUUCAAGAGUUAGCAAGAAGGAACAUUCAUGGAGUCCCAAGAGAAAAAAUACACCGGAUGAAGGAACGGUAUGAACACGAUGUUACCUUUCACAGUGUGCUUCAUGCGGAAAAGCCAAGCAGAAUGAACAGAAACCAGGACAGGAAUAACCCAUCACCUUCCGACGGCGCAGGAUACUGGAAUCCCUGCGCGGAGUUUCCCACCCGGAGGGCUCAUGGGGGCUUCACAAACGAGAGCUCCUUUAACAGAAGAGGCGGCUGUCACCAUGGAUAUUAGAGGCCUAUCAUACAGGCAUUCACAAUUUUCCUAAAUCAGUUUUUACCGCAACUUUUGGUAUUUAUUCUUUGUUCAGUUUUAGCCAGAGCUCUAAUUCCCGUGUAAAUAGUCGGACCUGAAAGUUUUUCAGCAGAAGUCAUUAUAUUCAUUUUCAACAAGCACUUGUUAAAAGUGAUCCUCUAUGCAUGGUCUGAUGCUGGAAUUCUGAUUUGAUUAAACAAAGUCACUUUCUUUAGGGAACCAAUUGGAAACGGAACCCUGAAAACGUACCCAGUCACAUAAGUUCAAUAUACAGAAGCUUCAGUACCACUUCCUCUCAAGUAAUCUAUUUUUCCAGAAAACCCAUCUCCAUCAGGAAGGUUGGAAAGGUGGGGGAGAAGUGGGAGACAGGAAAAUGUUAGUGCCAUUGCUACUUUGAUAAGCCGUGUAUCCAAAAAAUGUGAGAUGUGUGGCUGUCACGAUGAGAGUGGUUUUCCUCUAAAAUGCAUAUGCCAGAGAGCAUACAUCUAAGGGAAUAUCGUCCUUCAAAGUAGACUCUUUGGGAAAUUAUCCCUUUAUUCUCGUGAUGUGUCAUUGUUAAAAAGUCUUUUGGAUCCUUCUUGAUAGCUCUAAAAGCUACUGAGGAAAAUCAGUGUCAUUAUUUAAAGUCACAUCUUGUGUUUUAACUACCACUGUAUCGAAUAGGAUUAAACAUGAUGAACUUUUUGGCUGUUGUGCCAAUAGUGGAAAUUAAAGAAGCCUGACUUUAUAAAACACCAGUUUUUAAGAGGAAAAAAUUAAGCAGUUUUUAGACAUGUGCAUAAUCAGUUGGCUGCCCAAAUGUUUGGGAGCACAAGAAUUAAGCAUCCCAAGAUAGAAAUCAUAUAGGGAUACGUAAAAGUCAUGCUCAUUGCAAGAUGAGCAGUCUUGGCGAUUUAUGUGGCAUUAAGACAAUAAAGUUCUACCACAACUCUGGGAUGUCCCUCUUAAACCAAUCCUGAAUUUAUGAUUCCAAAUCAAGUCUCCACAGGUUAGAAUCAGAUUAAUUUGGUGUGAGACCAUGAUAGAUAAGAUCACGUAGGAUGUAUGCUUUAUUUCUUGUUGGCCAACAGCUUCUUUAUAAUGUUCUGUGAAAUAUUAUUUGAAGUGUCCUAUAUAAUGGUGCUUUUAUGGUUAUUAAAAAUUAUCUAUGGUAUUGCUUUAUAUGAAUUUGUCAUUGAAUCUAGACUGCUUUAAUGAUAUAAAAAAAUUAAUUGCCUAAAUUCCACAGAAUUCUACCCUAUUAAGAACCAGUUUUUCUAUAUCAUAAACUUAUUUACCAGUCUUCUUUAGUAAAUAGGAGACAUAAAGACAAAAGCAACCUUGCAUUUUACAUGCUUAUAUAAAUUAUUUGAUCUGCAUACAUUGGAAAGACUAUUACUUUAGCAUUUUAAUACCUGACACUAUUGACAUCUUAUGGCUUUUUAUUCACCUUGUCUGAGUAACCACUCUGAUAUGGCCCCAGGUUUAGAUCCAGAGAUUUUAAAGAGCUCAGGAGAGUAAUUUCCCUAUUUGUCUCUUUUUUCCCCUGGAUGACUCCUGAAAUACUUGGUUUGGAAACAUAAACAUAAUUGAUUAAAUGCUGCCAACUUUGUCCCAGCUAGAAGUGAUUUAUUUUUUCUCUCAGUUCCCAAGGUUCCUGAUUUAUGUAAUUUUUUGAACACUCAACUUUAACCUGUAGUUUUGUAUUAUUAACGUUUGUAUCGUUCACAGAGCCGGCAUAGUGCUUUACGUACAAGAUAGGGCCUCGUUAAGUAAUUGUUGAGUAACACAAACUGCUUUUACCAUUAUCCCUAAUCCUAUGGUGUACAUUGACUUUGUAAUCAUUGUCACUUCUUAGGGGAUAAUAUCCGCAUAUACUUAAGCUUCAUAUUUUGCUUAUAGAGCUUCCUAUAUUUUUUACAAUGUGUAAAAAAGGAGUGUGUGCAUGAGAUCUCUCUAUAAUGUGUGGUCUAAAUGGUAAGAAUAGAGGACAUAGUAGCAGUUCA